Molecule: messenger RNA, 961 nt
Organism: Telopea speciosissima
Lineage: Eukaryota; Viridiplantae; Streptophyta; Magnoliopsida; Proteales; Proteaceae
Product: aquaporin TIP2-1
Exons: 3
Coding region: 65-811 (248 amino acids)
Biological process (GO): water transport; transmembrane transport
Cellular component (GO): membrane
Molecular function (GO): water channel activity
Source: RefSeq, a predicted model, not a curated record
UAUCCUUUCCCUUUAGUGUUUACUAGCUAAAGAUUUGCUUCCACUCCUUCUUACUCACACAAGGAUGGCUGGAAUCGCAUUUGGGCGCUUCGACGACUCCUUCAGCCUUGGUUCCAUCAAGGCCUACCUCGCUGAAUUCAUCUCUACCCUACUCUUUGUCUUUGCGGGAGUUGGAUCAGUAAUAGCUUACAACAAGUUGACAUCCAAUGCGGCACUGGAUCCAGCGGGACUUGUUGCUGUGGCUGUUUGCCAUGGGUUUGCCCUCUUUGUUGCAGUCUCCGUCGGUGCUAACAUCUCCGGUGGGCAUGUAAACCCGGCCGUGACUUUUGGGUUGGCUCUUGGUGGCCAGAUCACCGUCCUCACUGGAAUCUUAUACUGGAUUGCCCAGCUCGUUGGUUCCAUCGUCGCUUGUUUCCUCCUUAAGACAGUCACAGGAGGCAUGGCAAUUCCAAUCCACUCUUUGGCUGCUGGAGUUGGAGCAAUUGAAGGAGUUGUUAUGGAGAUUGUGAUAACUUUCGCUUUGGUCUACACAGUGUACGCAACUGCUGCAGACCCGAAGAAGGGUUCCUUAGGAACCAUUGCUCCUAUUGCAAUUGGUUUAAUCGUGGGUGCCAACAUCUUGGCAGCUGGGCCCUUCUCUGGUGGUUCCAUGAACCCUGCUCGCUCCUUUGGCCCUGCUGUUGCUAGCGGCAACUUCACCGGCAACUGGAUCUACUGGGUUGGCCCCCUCAUCGGUGGAGGCCUCGCUGGGCUUAUCUAUGGCAACAUCUUCAUGAACAUUAACCAUUCUCCUCUCUCCAGCGACUUCUAAAUUGAUUUUCAUGAAACCGCCACAGUAAUGAAAUUCUUGGUUGCCCACACCUUUGUGGCUAUGUCUCUUCUUUGCACGGCUUUCAUGUAUGUGUGUUUGGGUUAUGUGCAGUAGUGACCUUUAUUAUGAAAUGUCUCUCUUUUCGGUUCA